AUGAUAAAAGGCAAAGUUUUUAAGACUCAACUGCAAUCAAAGAAGUACCUAACAACGGAAGCCAUCACGCAUAUUGCAUUUUUUGUUAUCAGAUUGGGUCUUUUCGCCAUUAGCCGUGCAGUAAACUUUCAUCUCAAGAUAACGCCCAAGAGAAGGAUAGAGGCUGUAAAUGACUUCAUUACCAACCUUAUAUUUUCACUAUUUUUGCUGUUUUUUAUCCUUCACAGCCUCUUCAUAGAAAACAUUUACGGAUAUUGCUUGUCGGUUCUUUUAAUGCUUCAUAAUUUUGUCUUCAUGCUUGUUAUGAUAUUGAUGUCCCGCUUUGGCGUUCAAAUUAAAGUCAAACUCUGGUCUGUUGGUCUUGUGAUAUCCUUAUCCUACAUUGUGGAGAUGUGUGCCACCAUCUUUUAUAUAUACAAGAAAAGGGCCGAGAACAGCAGGGCCCUGUUCCAAACGAUAGGGGCAGACCCAAAGAUAAAUGAUAUGUUCUCAACACGAAAAAAGCUUCAAACGCUUGGCACUAUAAACUUAUUUAUUCCCGUUAUAAUAAUAAAAAAGUUGUACUUUAUUCCCUCACAGUUUGAGUUGAAAAUCGAAUGGAUUAAUAUUGUAGUAUUGGCCCUGACAGUGCUUCAGCAGCUGUUUGUCUACGCAAAGUUCCACAACGAGGAUUUGGUACAAAGAAGGAUAGCAAUAGCGGUGACUAUCGUUAAAUUAGCAAUCAACAUAGUGUUGAUCGUAACGACUUCAAUAGAGUUCAUUUACUUACUUAGGAGAGCAAAGGAUGUACGGAUUAUAAUAUACGUAGAGCUUUUGUUAAUCACACUUGUUUUUCUAUACUACCUGUGGAUAGACAUGAAAAAUUUUGGAAAAGGAUUAAAGGAGCAUAUUCUAUUUAGGACAAGGGGGCUGACCCUUUGA
Messenger RNA from Vittaforma corneae ATCC 50505, 921 nucleotides. RefSeq lists its product as uncharacterized. NCBI's taxonomy places the organism in Eukaryota, Fungi, Microsporidia, Nosematidae. The record is from RefSeq and is a predicted model, not a curated record. The transcript has a single exon. Bases 1 to 921 code for a protein of 306 amino acids.